AUGCCUUAUCGUUUUGAGCUCGCUCCAAGUGGUCGUGCUGGUUGUACGAACAAGGAGUGUAAAGAUGCCAAGGAAAAGAUUCCCAAGGGGAGUCUCCGUGUAGGCUCCUGGGUCGACACCGACAGAAUGCAGAGCUACUUCUGGCGCCACUGGCAAUCAUACGGUGGAAACCUAAUUAUUCUCAGGGGCUGCACCACUCCUCGUGUUCUCGAAAACAUCCGGACGGGGUGGGAGGACAGCUGUUCCGACGGCAAAUCUGACUACACUCUGUUGGAUGGCUACGACGAGCUUCCAGAGGAGUUUCAGGAGAAAAUCCGCCGCGCCCUUGAGAAUGGCCACAUUGAUGAUGCAGAUUGGAGGGGACAGCAACUAACAUGCUCCGAGGACAAGGACGCUGGAAGCCCCUCCAAGGCUACUGAAGGCCCUUCUAAGUCUGAGGAUACACCUACCGACCCCAAGAAUGAUGCCGAGGAGACCAAGCCGAAAAAUUCUCGUGCCAGCAGGAAAAAGGCUCCUGUCACCACUGAAGCUAAGGUUGAGGAUGUCGAGGAGGACACUCCCGCCAGCUCUCAGGUUGAUGCUGAGGAAGCCAAGCCCAAGAAGUCUCGCGCCAGCAAGAAGAAAACCCCUGCCGCCACUGAAGCCGAUGCAGACAAUGUCGAGAAAAAGCCCACCAAGAAGAGCCCAAAGAAGACCAUCAAGGAAGAGUCUAAUGACCAACAGAAGUCUACCAAAAAGAGUGCAAAGCCGGCCACCAAAAAAGUCACUCCCACGACCACCGGUGAUAGUACCGAAGCCAGCGCUGUUCCUAAGUCUAAGAAGAUUAGCCGCCCUGCCAAGUCCACUGCAUCUGAAGAGAACUUGAUCAAAUCAACCAAGGGUGUUAAGCGCAAGGCUAUCGAGAAGGAAGAGCAGGUGGAAGAAGCGACUGAUCAGGGCCCCAAGCGCCGUGGUAAAUCCUCAAAGCCCCGGGUCGACCCGAAAGAAGACGUGCCAUCUCGCCCGAAGCGAAAUGCACGCAGAAAGGUGGCGGAAGCUACCGAUGAUAGUAACUAA
Penicillium odoratum is the source of this 1056-nucleotide messenger RNA. RefSeq names its product PARP-type zinc finger-containing protein. The transcript has 4 exons. Lineage: Eukaryota; Fungi; Ascomycota; Eurotiomycetes; Eurotiales; Aspergillaceae. Bases 1 to 1056 code for a protein of 351 amino acids. Gene Ontology annotation, molecular function: zinc ion binding; DNA binding. The record is from RefSeq and is a predicted model, not a curated record.